Crotalus tigris (Tiger rattlesnake) is the source of this 479-nucleotide messenger RNA. Its product is annotated as forkhead box protein N1-like. Lineage: Eukaryota; Metazoa; Chordata; Lepidosauria; Squamata; Viperidae. The annotation marks the transcript as partial. The transcript has 3 exons. The record is from RefSeq and is a predicted model, not a curated record.
CCCGGGGGCGCCCGGCGGAGCCCCUUCCACCCCUACCAGCGGCCGGGGCCGGCGGAGCCCUUCCCCGAGGCGCGGCUGGCCCUGGCGGGGGAGGCCGGCCAGCCCUUCCCGGCCGGCGCGGCCCAGGACGCCUUCGACGGCUUUCCCGCCCAGCUGCCCCACCUGGGCCCCGAUCCGGCCUGGAGCAGCGGGACGCCGCACAGCAGCCUCGGGCAGGAGCCCCACCUGCCGCCGGCCCAGGAGGCCCAUGCCAGGCUGAAAACAGCCCCCCUGGAGGAGCAGCCCGGCCCCUACUGCUGCCAGCCCCACGGACCCCCAGGGUACUGCACCUCCCACCCCUUCCACCAGUAUCUCGCCAGCAACGCCCUUCCGCUCCCCUUCCUCUCGGCUCCCCACCACCCCUACCAGAGGAUGGGGCUGCCAGGACCUCCACAGCCACCACCACCACCCCUCUUUCCAAAGCCCAUCUACUCUUACAG